Molecule: messenger RNA, 1950 nt
Organism: Aphanomyces astaci
Lineage: Eukaryota; Oomycota; Saprolegniomycetes; Saprolegniales; Verrucalvaceae
Exons: 5
Coding region: 1-1950 (649 amino acids)
Source: RefSeq, a predicted model, not a curated record
AUGGCUGCCGUGGCCAACAAACUUGACGACAGCUGGGAUGACUUGUCCACGGUGCUCAUUACAGAGUUGUCGCCCCCUCAAAGCGGCGACCAGCUGGACUGGAGCGUGUCUAUGGUUGAAGUCGAAGCCCAUGAUGACGGUGCUGACGACAAUUGGCGUGAGCCGUCGGUGGCUGCCGUGGCCAACAAACUCGACAACUCCUGCGAUCAUUUGUCAACAGUGCUAAUUGGGGACUCAUCCCCCCCUCGAAGCGGCAACCAGCUCGACUGGAGCGUGUCGACUAUCGAAGACGAAGACAACAGCGAAAAUUGGCGUGAGCCGGCGAUGGCUGCCGUGGCCCACAAACUUGACGACAGCUGGGAUGACUUGUCCUCGGUGCUCAUUGGGGACUCAUCCCCCCCUCGAAGCGGCGACCAGCUGGACUGGAGCGUGUCUAUGAUUGAAGUCGAAGCCCAUGAUGACGGUGCUGACGACGAUUGGCGUGAGCCAACGGUGGUUGUCGUGGCCACCCAACUCGACAACAGCUGGGAUGAUUUGCCGUUGUCGUCGACCUCAUCGGUGAUUGAUGUGUCAACGCUUGACUCGACCUGGGGCUGCUCCAUACUGUACUCGAAGGACGCAUUGUCGUGCAUACUCGACAACGUCAUGGCGACAGAGACUCGCCGCCCAAGCAAGAUCCACCCUGCGAUGGUCCAACCUCUAUCGGCAGCAUUGGCGAUCACCGGCCCUCCAGCACACAGCCUUCCGCUGCCCAAGUUUUGUGUUCCCUCGUCUCCCAACCGAACCACAGUACCCAUGGACAACGAGAGGAAGGCCGUAGUCUCCCCGGAUCAGUCGGUUGCUACCAACAAUGCUACUGCUCCUGCUGGUCACAUUGAUGGCGCACGUCCGUCCGUCCAAGUCGGGCGCCGCCGCUCGUAUUUCAGCCUUGUGUGGGAAACCAUGUGGCGCAUCCUAUGGGUCGGCUACGUAAUGUUUGCAGUUAUUGGUGAGAACGAUGCAGUACCAGCGUCAUCACUCCAAGAUGCACCAACCAAGGUGCAAGUGGGAGCCCACUGCGACCAAUCGGCUGGUAAAUCCGGUCAGCAACUGGAGGCCAUGACCAAGACAGUUGUCGAAUGGACGGUUGCGAUGAACGUGCCAAAGCAUCAGGUCCACCUCCCCUUUGAGGAGUCCCACAAGGUUUCGUGGGACACUGCCAUGGAGGACUUGCGCCGUCGACUCGGCCACGAAUUGGAGCCCAUGGCACGCCAUGGGGCGGGGGUGGCGGCGGUGCCAAGGGCAAAGUCGCGGCGGGAACAGGGGGUUCGUACAGACCAAAUGGAGGUGGAAGUGGUGGACAAUGUGACGGUCACAGCCGCCGCGAGGAACUCCACCCUGCACAAGCUCGAUCGGGGGGCGCUGCUCAGUUUCUACAUGAGCACGCUGUUCGCCCAGGGAAACGAACUUUUGUGUCCGCAAGUGUGUCGACUGUUGAGCGGGCUCAAGUUUGGCUCGUCGCUGUCGUCCAUUUUGGCUCCUACGUUGGCCAAGCAGUCGGUGGAAGACAAUGCCGUGGUACUUGUGAUGGCCUUCGUGGUGUGCUUGAAGGCGAAUGCGAAUGGUAGCGGAGGGGAAAAGAAACGGACACCGGACGUGCUCAAGACCCACUUGGUGGCGUCGUUUGUCAAGGUUCUGGUCACUCCUCAGUUGGAAGCAGCCUAUUCGACGCUCGUGUACGAAGGCAUGCGGAUUGCAACGGCGUGUUCUUGGAUAGUCGCGACCCAGCUGGUCGCUGAGACGAACCUGGCGGGGCUGCUGCAGUUGCUGCGAGAGUCCAGCCUUCGCAAGGUGGUCGCUUCGUAUCAUGCAGAGCUCGUGGACGUGAUAGCAGGCAUUCGCACGACGCACGCAGAGGACAAGCGGCUGUUGGUCGAUGACUUAAGCUUGACAGAGAAUGCCAAAGUAUAA